AUGAUAUCCGAUGAGUAUUGGAUGACCUACCAUGAAAAACUGGCUGAGAGUGAUCUACAUACUCACGCAACAUCAUUCAUUCCAUGGGAUUGGGCUCUGAAUGCUGUUGACAUAGCAAGCGAAUGGGUAGAGCAGCAGUUCACCGUGCAUGUUGCCGGGAGACCUCUUGUUCCUACACCUCUGGAACUCGAUCCUGAAACUGCGCUUGCUUGUGGACACCUAGCCUUUGUGCUGGCGGAAGCAUAUCAACAUCCCAUCAAAUUGGAUAUUGAUAUCAUUAGGUACAACAAGGCCUUGGCCAAACGGGAGUCAGGGUUGAAUGACGCUCGUGAAGAAGCAUUGUUGGCAAAGUUUCCUCCUGCCGAACGCAUGUUCUUAGAUAGCCCAUCGGUGGUGAUUGAUGCCAGUUACUGGAUCAUUCUAUGGUAUCUCCCAGGUGCGUUGAAUUGGUCUCUGCAGUCAGUAUGGGGGACUUGUUGCGAAAAAGCAUCACCACCGGAAAGGCGUCAACCGGAAGGACAAGCAAAUGGCGGACCAACUAUUCCAACUUCCACGCAGCCAUGGAACCUGGUUUGA
This is a messenger RNA of Suillus discolor, 576 nucleotides long. RefSeq lists its product as uncharacterized. NCBI's taxonomy places the organism in Eukaryota, Fungi, Basidiomycota, Agaricomycetes, Boletales, Suillaceae. The transcript is spliced from 3 exons. The coding region runs from base 1 to 576 and encodes 191 amino acids. The record is from RefSeq and is a predicted model, not a curated record.